CCUUGCCUCCCCUUAGUUCCGGACCUGCACUGCACCGUCUCGGCAAUAAUUCCACCUGAACCCUCCUGCGCACCAGGUCCCCUACCUAAUUGCUAGUCCCCGCGCAACCGAGUGCCCACCGCUAUGGGCGCCGACUACGCUUACGACGAGGAGGGCUACCUCUGGCCCUUCUUCGUCUUCACCCUGACCUUCAUUGUCACGCUCCCGCUCACGUACCUGCUGGUGAGCCGCUCGCGCGACCCUGCCGCAGCCCUCAAGCGCGUCCAGUCCGACUACCGGCACGAGCAUGCAGACCUCGUCGACACGCUGCGCAAGCAGGAGAAGCGCAAGGACCGGAAGCUCUGGCUGCUGGCCUUUGUCAUGGCCGGGUGGGCCGUCAUGGGCUACAUGCUCUACCUCAUCAACACAACCGAGGCGCCAACACAGAAGAUCUGGAACCCCUACGACAUCCUCAGCAUCCCCGAGUCGGCCAGCAUCAAGGUCAUCAAGAGCACGUACAAGAAGCUGUCCCUCAGGUUCCAUCCCGACAAGAUACGGCCCGAUGCCUCGAGGAACGAGACCCUCGAGGAUCUCAACGCCCGCUACGUCGAGAUAUCAAAGGCCUACCAGGCCCUCACCGACGAGGAGGUCCGGAAUAACUACAUUCAGUACGGCAACCCCGACGGUAAGCAGGGCUACAGCAUCAACAUUGCCCUCCCGAAGGCCAUGGUUUCGGACGGCAACGGAAAGUACAUUGUCCUCAUCUACUCGGCCCUCUUUGGAGUCCUCCUGCCCUAUCUGGUCGGCUCCUGGUGGUACGGUACCCUGAGGCGGUCCAAGGAGGGGUCGCUGAUGGAGAGCGCCAACCGCCUCUUCCGCGCGUACCAGGACGACAUUGACGAGGGUGGCGUCAUCACCGCUCUCAGCGAGGGCAAGGAAUACGAGGACCUCUUCAAAGGCAACAAGGCCGACUCGCAACUAUCCAGGAUAGAGUCGAAGAUUCUGGCCGAGGGCGAGCUCUCGCCCUUCGCUGGCGGCCUGUCUGUCAAGCACAAGGAGAAACUCCAGAACUUGGAGAGCGGGCCGCAGAGAAAGGCGCUUGCGCUGUUGUGGGCCUACCUGGGGCGCGUCGAGCUCGAUGAUCCUGCUCUGAACAAGGCCAAGCUCGAAGUUGCGCCCAUUUCCCACGCUCUCAACAAGUCAUUUACCGCCAUAUCUCUCGCAUAUAUGAACACAGCACCGCUCUUAGCCUCUUACUACACAAGUCAACUGCUCAUCCAGGCUCUCCCCCCCAAGUCAUCCCCCCUCCUGCAACUCCCGUACUUCACGCCGAAGAUUGUCAAGGCGGUUGAGGGAGACUCAAGAAUCCGCACGUCGGUCCAGAGCUUUAUGGACAGGCCAGACUCCAAGCGCCGUAGUCUGGUGGUAGGGAAGAAUCUUCUCACAGAGCAGCAGUACAAGGAAGCAGUGAAGGUGGCCAAGCAACUGCCGUACCUCCGUGUGGCCAAGGCGUACUUCAAGGUGACUGGCGAACGUUGCAUCAUCCCAUCAUCCCUCGUCACACUGGUCGUUAAGGGUCGCUUUGUGCCGCCAGGCAGCGAAAAGCUGCCCGAGGUCAACGAGCCGGACCUCGAAGACAUCGACCCGGCCGAGGACGACCUGGACGCCAUCCUGGGCCGCAAGACUAAGAAGCAGAUCGGCAAGGAUGAAAAUGGGAAGCCCAUCAUGUCGGCGGACAGCGAGCCCAUUCUGCCGCCUCUCGCGUCAGCCCCCUAUUUCGCCCGCGACCACAGCCCCAGGUGGCAUGUCUUUUUGACCGACUCCAAGCAGGGCAGAGUUGCGGUGCCGCCGUUUACGUUUGCACAGUUUGACCGCCCAGUGUUCCAAGAGGACGGCAGGACGCCGACGUUUGCCAUGCAGACGCUCAAGGCGCAGUUCCAAGCCCCGCCGCAGGCCGGCCAUUACACUUUUGUCAUGCACGUCGUCUGCGACAGCUACGUCGGCUUCGACACCAAGAUGGAGGUGACGCUGAUAGUCGACGAGGCGAGCAAGGCUGCCGAGAUGGCGGACGAUGAUCAGAUUAGCGAGCCUGAUGAAGGUUGGUCUACCACUUUUCUUCCAUAGUAUGCACUGUAGCAAAAAACUGACCAUUGUUCUCAAAAGACUCGCUUGCCGGCAUCAUGAACGCGGCCAAGGGCGGGCCUGCGCCGUCGCCGCCAGGAGCCGCAAAGGCGGGCAAGAAGAGCAGGAAAGAGCAGGACGAGUCAGACGACGAGAGCGGCACAGAGGAGGAGGAAGAUGAUACCAGCGCCACAAACACAGACACGGAAGCAGAGGACUAAACAGC
This is a messenger RNA of Lasiosphaeria miniovina, 2326 nucleotides long. Its product is annotated as Sec63 Brl domain-containing protein. NCBI's taxonomy places the organism in Eukaryota, Fungi, Ascomycota, Sordariomycetes, Sordariales, Lasiosphaeriaceae. Gene Ontology annotation, biological process: SRP-dependent cotranslational protein targeting to membrane; post-translational protein targeting to endoplasmic reticulum membrane. Gene Ontology annotation, molecular function: transmembrane protein transporter activity; RNA binding. Bases 124 to 2103 code for a protein of 659 amino acids. The transcript has a single exon. The record is from RefSeq and is a predicted model, not a curated record. Gene Ontology annotation, cellular component: Sec62/Sec63 complex.